This is a messenger RNA of Gadus macrocephalus (Pacific cod), 3219 nucleotides long. RefSeq names its product ATPase secretory pathway Ca2+ transporting 1 (gene atp2c1). Gene Ontology annotation, biological process: calcium ion transmembrane transport; manganese ion transport; intracellular calcium ion homeostasis. The transcript has 27 exons. The record is from RefSeq and is a predicted model, not a curated record. Gene Ontology annotation, cellular component: Golgi membrane; endoplasmic reticulum; plasma membrane. Gene Ontology annotation, molecular function: ATP binding; ATP hydrolysis activity; P-type calcium transporter activity. Bases 131 to 2932 code for a protein of 933 amino acids. NCBI's taxonomy places the organism in Eukaryota, Metazoa, Chordata, Actinopteri, Gadiformes, Gadidae.
CUCCCCGCUGAUCACUGGAGGAGUCUAACGUGCAGUCGGUGGUUCUCACAGCGCUGGUGUUCAUCCUCUUUGGCUUUAUUUUUGACUGAACCUGGCGGCCCCUUGGACACUAACCGUGUGACCCUAAGCUAUGGAAGUUUCCGGUCAAGAAAUGGAAGAGCUCGAGCUUUCCCCGAGACCCCCCUCCAGAGAAGAUGAGAUGAUGGUGCCUGUACUAGGUCCAAAGAAAGCCAGCCAGCUCCCCGUCAACGAAGUGGCCUGCAUCCUUCAGGCUGAGCUGCAGCUGGGUCUGUCGCAGGAGGAGGUCGCCCGGAGGAGGGCCUACCACGGCUGGAAUGAGUUCGACAUCAGCGAGGACGAGCCCCUCUGGAGGAAGUACAUGUGCCAGUUCAAGGACCCUCUCAUCCUGUUGCUCCUCGCGUCCGCGGUCAUCAGUGUGCUCAUGCACCAGUUUGAUGAUGCCAUCAGCAUUACUGUGGCCAUAAUCAUAGUUGUUACGGUUGCCUUUGUGCAGGAGUACCGUUCAGAGAAAUCUCUAGAAGAGUUGGGAAAGCUGGUUCCUCCAGAAUGCCACUGUAUCCGCGAUGGCCGUCUGGAGCAGCUGUUGGCCAGAGAGCUGGUCCCAGGAGACACCGUCUGUCUGUCCGUUGGGGAGAGGGUCCCAGCCGACCUGCGUCUCUUCGAGGCCAGUGACCUGGCUGUGGACGAGUCGAGCCUGACUGGGGAGACCUCCCCCUCCUCCAAGACCACGGCCCCCCAGGACCCGGCCAGCAACGGAGGGGACCUGGCCUCGCGCAGCAACCUGGCCUUCAUGGGGACGCUGGUCCGCUGUGGCAAGGCCAAGGGCAUCGUCAUAGGAACCGGAGAGAACUCAGAGUUUGGGGAGGUGUUCAAGAUGAUGCAGGCAGAGGAGGCUCCUAAGACACCGCUCCAGAAGAGCAUGGACCUGCUGGGGAAGCAGCUCUCGCUCUACUCCUUCUGCAUCAUAGGGGUGAUCAUGCUGGUGGGCUGGCUCCAGGGCAAGCGGAUCAUGGACAUGUUCACCAUCGGCGUCAGCCUGGCGGUGGCGGCCAUCCCAGAGGGCCUCCCCAUCGUGGUGACGGUGACCUUGGCCCUGGGGGUCAUGCGCAUGGUGAAGAAGAGGGCCAUCGUCAAGAAGCUGCCCAUCGUGGAGACCCUGAGCUGCUGCAACGUGAUCUGCUCUGAUAAAACCGGCACUCUGACCAAGAACGAGAUGACGGUGACUCAGGUGUACACGUCGGAUGGCCUCCACGCUGAGGUGACGGGCGUUGGCUACAACGGGGCGGGGGAGGUGCUGCUGGACGGAGACGUGGUGCACGGCUACGCCUGCCCCUCCAUCAGCAAGAUAGUGGAGGUGGGCUGUGUGUGUAACGACUCGGUCAUCAGGAACAACACACUGCUGGGACGACCCACAGAGGGCGCUCUCCUCGCGCUGGCCAUGAAGGCCGGUCUGGAGUCGGUGCAGCAGGAGUUUGUGCGUCUGGAGGAGCAGCCGUUCACCUCGGAGAACAAGUGGAUGGCCGUCCGCUGUGUCCACCGCACCCAGCAGGACCAGCCCGGGGUGUUCUUCAUGAAGGGGGCGUACGAGCAGGUCAUCCGCUACUGCACCUUCUUCAACAGCCGGGGCGCCGCAGUACCGCUCAGCCAGCAGCAGAGGGAGCUGUUCCAGCAGCAGAAGAGCUACAUGGGGACGGCCGGCCUCCGAGUCCUGGCGUUCGCGUCGGGCCCCCAGAUGGGCAGUCUCACCUUCCUGGGCCUGGUGGGCAUCAUCGACCCCCCGAGGUCAGGGGUCAAGGAGGCGAUCGGCACGCUCAUCAGCUCGGGGGUCGCCAUCAAGAUGAUCACCGGGGACUCCCAGGAGACGGCCGUCUCUAUAGCCAGCAGGCUGGGUCUCUACACCAAGGGGUCUCAGUGUCUGUCCGGGGAGGAGGUGGACCAAAUGGACCUGCAUCAGCUGUCCCAGAUUGUCCCGAGGAUCGUGGUGUUCUACAGAGCCAGCCCCAGGAACAAGCUGAAGAUAGUGAAGUCCCUCCAGAACAUCGGCGCGGUGGUUGCCAUGACGGGGGACGGCGUUAACGACGCGGUGGCGCUGAAGGCGGCGGACAUCGGCGUGGCGAUGGGGCUGACGGGGACGGACGUCUGCAAGGAGGCGGCCGACAUGAUCCUGGUGGACGACGACUUCGCCACCAUCCUCUCUGCCAUCGAGGAGGGGAAGGGGAUCUACAACAACAUCAAGAACUUUGUCCGCUUCCAGCUGAGCACGAGCAUCGCAGCGCUCACCCUCAUCUCCUUGGCAACGCUGAUGAACUUCCCCAACCCGCUGAACGCCAUGCAGAUCCUCUGGAUCAACAUCAUCAUGGACGGCCCCCCCGCACAGAGCCUGGGCGUAGAGCCCGUGGACCGCGAGGUGAUCCGCCAGCCCCCCCGUAACGUGAGGGACAGCAUCAUCACCCGCAGCCUGCUGCUCAAGGUGCUGCUGUCGGCCUUCGUCAUCGUCUGCGGCACGCUCUUCGUCUUCUGGAGAGAGUUGCGGGACAACGAGAUCACGCCUCGUGACACCACCAUGACCUUCACCUGCUUCGUCUUCUUCGACAUGUUCAACGCCCUCAGCUCCCGCUCCCAGACCCGCAUGGUGCACGAGAUGGGGCUGUGCAGCAACAGGAUGUUCUGCUACGCCGUGCUGGGCUCCAUCAUGGGCCAGCUCAUGGUCAUCUACUUCCCCCCGCUGCAGAGCGUCUUCCAGACCGAGAGCCUCAGCGUCUUGGACCUGGUGUUCCUGCUGGGCCUCACCUCCUCGGUGUGUGUGCUCUCUGAGCUGGUGAAGCUGGCCGAGCGUUGGCGCGGCGCCCGGCAGGACCGCGGCCGCUGCUCUGACUCCGCCUCCGACGCCGACUCCUUCCACGAAGUAUGACCCCCCCCCCGGAGCCGACCAAUCCCAUCGUACGCACACUGGAGGGGGGGGGCGGGGCUUGGACUGCAACGGGGGAGAAGGGGGGAGAGAGGGGGCCGCGGGAGAGAGAGACUCUGAGACUGAAGCCGCCCCCCCCCCCCUGUCCGAGGAGCCCAGGUAGAGGGAGGAGUCCCAAGAUGGCGUCCUCUGUCGUGGCUCCUCCCCCUUGGCGCCCCUGGGGUUCGGUGUGUGCGUGUGCGUGUGCGUGCGUGUGUGUGUGUGUGUGUGUGUGUGUGCGUGCGCGUGUG